Molecule: messenger RNA, 2318 nt
Organism: Candoia aspera
Lineage: Eukaryota; Metazoa; Chordata; Lepidosauria; Squamata; Candoiidae
Gene: N4BP3
Product: NEDD4 binding protein 3
Exons: 5
Coding region: 225-1994 (589 amino acids)
Cellular component (GO): cytoplasmic vesicle
Source: RefSeq, a predicted model, not a curated record
UCUGAGUAGGCGUAGAUGCUGAAGAACUCCAGUCCGGAUUUUGUUUCCCUCCCAGCGGCGCAGCCAAAAACUCUCGGGUUCCUUGCCUGGUGUGGGGUGUUCAAAUCGCAGCGAGGGAAGGCGGAUCUAGCUGAGGGGCUGCAGAGCAAUGGAGGCGAAUCCCAUCUAGCAAAGGAUCGACCUUUCGGGAAGCAACGAUGUGCUGGAAUCAUCUCUAAAUCUCCAUGGCAACAGCACAGGCCUCUCAUGUGACCUGUGACCUCAGCCAUUGUCUCUUUGAUCCUUAUUCUCUGGAUUCUGAGCCUGACAACAACUGCAAUAUGGGCAGUGUGGGCAGUCUAGUAGAGAAACAAGAUUUCUCGCCAGCUGCAUCAGGAGGUUUGCGACGGAUGCGUCAGCCAGAUGGGUUGCUCCGGAAAGGAAUACCACAACGUGAAGUCUCUGGCUACCUACAUGGGGGCAAGCGGGAUGCUUGGGCUGAGAAGAAGCAUCAGUCAUCUGGUGGUGGCUUUAAACGGGAUUAUGAGAGUGACCGGGAGAACCAGUCCCCUGAGCGGUACUUCAGGGACAAUCAACGAGGGGCAGAUUUUUCCAAGAGUUCUUUGCCUGAACGUGGACGUUUUGACAAGUGUCGGAUCAGGCCCUCAGCUUUCAAGGUGGUGCCUGGGAAGAGCUUAUUGUCCAUGCAGGGCCUGUCAUCCACCAAAGGGCAGAAGAUGUCAAAGAGCAAUGGGAGUCUGCAUACGAUCUUGACUCAGAGCAGUACUGGCAGCUCCUCACAACGUGGACCUUUGCGCAGCCAUCUGCUGCACACCAUCAGUCUUGAUGAGGGCACUAACUCCAUUCAAAGCUUUCCCACGUACAGUCACCACUUCAAGCCUACUCCAAACCAGCUGAGUGCUUCCAUAGGACACAUCAACCACAUUGGUGGUUCCUUAGAUAGGGCUUCUUGGGGACCACGGGAUCCUUUGGCAGUAGAGAAAGCACCACUGUCUUGCAAGAGCCUGAGCCGACUACAGAGCUCAGGGGAACCACCCCCUCCAUAUGAGCCCACAUAUUCUUUGGAAGAUGUAGUGAAGCAGCUUGAGGACCGGCUGAGUGAAAAAGGCAUGGAGCUCCGUCAGCUUAAGAGAAAUCUGAGUGAAAAUGAUGAUCCCUUCACACAGGUGUUUGAGGACAAACAGCGUCUUUGGAUGGAAGAGCUGGAUGAGCUAAAGCAGAUGUACGUGGCCAAGCUGCAGCAGGUCAUGCACCAAGCCCAGCGCAGCCAGAGAGCACUUCAGCUGCAACUCUACAAAGUACAGCAGGAAAAGAAGAGGCUGCAGGAAGAACUGGACCUUCAACAGGGCCACUGUGAAGAGCUGAGGCUGCAGCAGCAGCAGGCAGAACGCCUCAGUCCAAAACUGGAGGAGACCAAGUGGGAGGUGUGUCAGAAGACUGCAGAAAUUUCAUUGCUGAAGCAGCAGCUCCGAGAUGCCCAAGAAGAGAUGGCCCAGAAAUUGGGUGAAAUCUUCAGUUUGAAAACACAGCUGCGGGACGCCCGAACAGAGUUGCAAGCCAAGGACUCACAGCUGACACAUGUGGGGGACUCUUUCCAGCCCUUGUCAGAUCAUGGCUCCCCUAUUCCUUCUAGGGAUUCUCCCAUGCAAGCAUGCCAGGACUUCUUGGGUUGUGAAACCGAUGAUUCUAAAUGUCGGGGAAUGCAGGGUGAGAGUACAGAAGGAACUGAAUGGCUAUGGGCAGAAUUGUUGCGGGAAAGGCGCCAGGCCCAACUGCAAGCUGUAAACUUUGAGCAGGAGCGAAAAACCUGGCAAGAGGAAAAAGAAAAAGUCUUGCGCUAUCAGCGUGAGAUUCAGGCUAGCUACAUGGAGAUGUACCAUCGAAAUCAGGCUCUGGAAAGACAGCUGAGUGAAUUCCGGCAGUUCCCAGCUGAAUCCAGAGAUAACAAUUCAGAAUCACCUUGGAUUGAGAGAGCUGAAUCUUCUAAAAUCUAAAUGAGCUAUAUUUGAGAAAGGUCUUGUGCUGGGAUUGCAAAUGGGUAGAAGCCCCAUACUGCAACAUGGACUAUAAGAUUUAGUAGAAGGAAUGUCUAAGCUAAAGAGCCUGUUAACCCAGCCCAGAAGUUUCCUCCUGUAGUAACAUACAGGAUUUUGCAGAUUGCUGACCACAGAAUGGAAUCACAGCAUUACAUCUGGAACUUUUUGUCAAUCCAGGUAGGCUGUUGCCUCUAUAUCACUGCUGUGUUGGAGAGCAAACGGCUUUCUUUUUGUAUCCUGCAUGGGGCCAGCAUUGGCACUGCCUGUCAAUACAGAAGUUAU